Messenger RNA from Helianthus annuus (common sunflower), 453 nucleotides. RefSeq names its product chaperone protein dnaJ 11, chloroplastic. The transcript has a single exon. The record is from RefSeq and is a predicted model, not a curated record. NCBI's taxonomy places the organism in Eukaryota, Viridiplantae, Streptophyta, Magnoliopsida, Asterales, Asteraceae. Bases 1 to 453 code for a protein of 150 amino acids.
AUGAUCAUCGAAACCCUAACACUAACCACAUCGCUCGGGGGACCGUCCCUCAUCUUCCUGAAUAAUAACCGGCUAUCGCCGGUUACUUCAACCGGAAAAGCGUAUUUCCGGCGUCAGAACCCUUGCAACGCCGUGCUACAUGCCGAUCCGGCGGUUGAUUCGAGUUCUAAAACACGUUUUAGUCUCUACGAAGUUUUAAGAGUUAAACGUGACGCUACGUCUAACGAGAUUAAGGCUGCUUACCGGAAUUUAGCGAAGGUUUAUCAUCCGGAUUGUUCUGAGAUUGAGAAACAUGAUGACCGGAAGUUUAUUGAGAUUCAUGAUGCGUACGCUACGUUGUGUAAUCCGGCGGAUCGAGCGAUGUAUGAUAUGAAACUGAACAUACGAUCGGCCGUCGGGAAAAGGCGGGGGGUUUGCACAUUCCGGCGAUGGGAGACUGACCAGUGUUGGUAG